CCGACCCGGAUGGUUCCUGUACAGAGUCCCCCGUACUCUGGACCUUUCGAAGGAUUCAGCGCAAAAGUCUGUUAUAGUAAGGAGUCGCUGCGCCCCGUGAAGAAAGAAGGGUAUAUUAAGGCAUCGAGAUGCGUCUGGCAGCGUUAUGCAGUUCAUCACUCUCACGGUCUCACCUCCUCUACUCCAGCACAUAUACCAUCACUCUCUAGUCUGAUAUCUUUCCAAGAUGGUUAAAAUUGCUUUGUUCGCCUCACUUCUCCUCAGCGGAAUAGCUCAAGGUCUAGCUAUUGCUGAACGGGCUACCACCCCGGUUUGGCUCACUCUGCCGCCAACACCACCCCUGCCUUCCCCAAUCAGCAAGGCCAGGAUCCCCGUGGACGGCGUUGAGCUAUGGAUCCAAAAGUACAAUGAAGAUGCCCGCAAAACACCUUUGGUCUUUGAUCACGGCGGCCUAGGCUACUCGGCCUACUUCGGUGCAGUCCUGAGCCGACUGAUCGCGAAGGGCCACUAUGUAAUCGCCCUCGACCGCCGUGGCCACGGCCGCAGCACGUUCAAGGAAGACGAUGUCUUCACAUUCGACCUCUUUGCCAACAAUAUCUACGAGCAGCUAAAGGCUGUGGGUGUCUCCAAGUACAAUGUUGUCGGCUGGUCCGACGGCGGCGCAACCACCAUCUCCGCCCUGCUGAACCGCACGAUAUCCCCCACGAUCGAGAAGGCAUUCCUCUUCGGUGCUUUCAUGGUCCCGUCCGAUUCCAACCCGAAUUUCCCGAAUACGGACAUCUAUUCCCAGUUCGUUGCUCGCUGCGCGAAGGAGUACAGCCAACUCCAGCCCCAGGCCAACUUCACCUCAUUCGCGACCAAGGUAGCGACUCUGGAGGCUACCCUGCCAAAGUUCACCAAUGCCCAACUGCGCACCAUCGACGGCUCCAGGGUCAGGAUUGCGGGCGCCCAAUACGACGAAGCGGUGAAUCUGGAUGUCCCAGCUAAGCUGCACGCCGCCAUCCCGGACAGCAGCUUGGUCAUUCUGAAGAACGUCAGCCAUUUCGCACCGCUACAGGACCCCGAUCAAUUCACCAGAGCGUUGGAAGACUUUUUCUAUGCAUAAGUGUAAAAUUAUUAUUGAUCGACCGACAUUCACGAUGUCACGUGGUUGUGUGACUUUUAUAGACUAUUGUCAGCUAUAGUAUGCCUUUCUGCGCAUAGCGACGCAUUGAAGAGUCAUCUGUCAGUAAUGGUAUAUCACGGCGUUCGGUCGUUGUAUAAAGCUCUCCUCUUCACGUGGCAGAUUUCAACCAUAAUAGCAUACUUGAAUGGGAAGACGAAAUUUUCGAGGAGAGGGUUGCCGAGUGAUGAUGCAUACGGGACGGUGCUACGCAUGAUUAAUGCUGAUAACGAUCUCAGCUUCUGUGAGGGCGAUCAAGUAGUAUGUUCAUAAGCAGUAGAUAGAUCAUCGAUGUGACUUCUUGUCUGUCAA
Molecule: messenger RNA, 1474 nt
Organism: Aspergillus novofumigatus IBT 16806
Lineage: Eukaryota; Fungi; Ascomycota; Eurotiomycetes; Eurotiales; Aspergillaceae
Product: alpha/beta fold hydrolase
Exons: 1
Coding region: 227-1105 (292 amino acids)
Source: RefSeq, a predicted model, not a curated record